Penicillium bovifimosum is the source of this 756-nucleotide messenger RNA. RefSeq names its product synaptobrevin family protein. Gene Ontology annotation, biological process: vesicle-mediated transport. The record is from RefSeq and is a predicted model, not a curated record. Gene Ontology annotation, cellular component: membrane. The transcript is spliced from 2 exons. Bases 1 to 756 code for a protein of 251 amino acids. Lineage: Eukaryota; Fungi; Ascomycota; Eurotiomycetes; Eurotiales; Aspergillaceae.
AUGGCUUCAUCCUCACAGACGAGCUCUUUGCUCUACUCUUGUGUUGCUCAUCGCACUACCAUUCUGGCUGAGCACUCCGCACCGGGCACUUCAUCGACCUCCGCCUCGUCACUUGCUUCUAUCAUCCUCCCAAAGAUCACACAUGAUAAGCCCCAGAAACUCACCUUCACCCAUGAGCGGCUAUUUGUCCAUUACAUCGCCGACUCGCCUACGGGCAACCAAUCCGACGAUGUGAAUCGCUCAGAGCCCAACUCGCACGCCCCCUUGAGCUUUGUGGUAGUUGCAUCCGCCGAGCAAGGCCGUCGCAUCCCAUUCGCAUAUCUGCUAGAAAUGAAGCGCAAGUUCCUUGCCACCUACCAACCAUCUACAACCGAAUUCGCCUCACUACCCGCCUACGGCUGCGCCGCGUUUAACAAUGAGCUCCGCUCCCUCCUGCAAACAUAUAACACGGCCCCGCCAGCCGACUCGCUCGCAUCCGCCCGGCGCGAAAUUGACAGCGUCCGCGAUAUAAUGACGGAGAAUAUUGAGCGGGUUCUAGAGCGCGGCGAGCGCAUCGAUCUGCUGGUUGACAAGACGGACAGGCUUGGGGGGAGUGCGCAUGAUUUCCGGAUGCGCAGCCGAGGCCUGCGGAGACGAAUGUGGUGGAAGAAUACCAAGUUGAUGAUCAUGAUGGUGAUUGUGGUUAUAUUUUUGCUUUAUCUCUUCGUCGGUAUGGGAUGUGGACUACCUGCAUGGGGGAAGUGUGUUGGACACUAG